This is a messenger RNA of Lepus europaeus (European hare), 2544 nucleotides long. It is a transcript of the gene TMEM26, whose product is annotated as transmembrane protein 26. NCBI's taxonomy places the organism in Eukaryota, Metazoa, Chordata, Mammalia, Lagomorpha, Leporidae. Bases 42 to 1145 code for a protein of 367 amino acids. The record is from RefSeq and is a predicted model, not a curated record. The transcript has 6 exons.
GUGUCUCCGGAGGGAUCCGUGGGCAGUGCUCACAGGCCGAUAUGGAGGGGCUGGUCCUCCUCAAUGCCCUGGGCACCCGACUGCUGUUCGUGCUGCACUCCCUGGUCGGGGUCUGGCGAGUGACCGAGGUGAAAAAGGAGCCGCGGUUCUGGCUGCUUGCGCUGCUCAACCUCUUGCUUCUUCUGGAGACUGUGCUCACCCUCAAGUUCAAGCGUGGCCGAGGCUACAAAUGGUUUUCACCAGCCAUAUUUUUAUAUCUGAUUAGCAUCAUGCCAUCAUUGUGGCUUCUUGAAGUGCAUCAUGGGACUCAGUAUUGCAGUGUGCCAUCUGAAGAAAUGUCACAGAAUACUAGCAGAAAAGAGGACAUCAAUUACACUGAGGUAUCCAGUGAACAAACCAAUGGAGCAGAUUAUCUCAUUGAGUCGGCCCGAGUUUUUGUAAAUAACUUAUCUGCAGUAUGUGAGAAAGUUUGGACUUUGGGACUCCAUCAGACAUUCCUACUACUGCUAAUAAUUGGAAGAUGGCUACUACCCAUUGGGGGAGAGAUCACUCGAGACCAACUCUCACAGCUUCUCCUUAUGUUUGUGGGGACAGCUGCUGACAUUCUGGAAUUCACAAGUGAGACCUUGGAAAUACAAAGUGUGAGAAGUAACCCUGCACUAGUCUAUGCCAUUCUAAUUUUAUGGACUUGGAGCAUGCUGCAGUUUCCACUUGACCUGGCAGUGCAGAAUGUCGUGUGCUCCUCAUCAGUGCUAGCCCGGGGAUUUCCCAGCCUGUUCUUCUGCCAGUACAGUGCAGACCUGUGGAACAUUGGAAUCAGCGUCUUUAUCCAAGAUGGUCCCUUCCUAAUCUUGCGCCUCAUCCUGAUGACCUGCUUCAAUGUGACCAACCAGAUGCUGGUCUUCUUUGCUGCCAAGAAUUUCCUCGUGGUGGUGCUGCAUCUCUACCGCUUGGUGGUGCUGGCUUUGGGAGCACGUGCUUCCUUGCGAAGUCAUUCAAAAAGCUCCAAAGGAGAGCCUGUGUGCCAAGGUCAGCACUCUGAGAGUGGGCCCUCCCUGGAGGUCUGGCAGGGAGAGGCUAAGGAGGACCUGGUUAUUGCUUUGCAGGCCUCACCUGCCGCCUCCGAUUCCCACUCCACACCCUAGUAAUUUACUGCCAGCACUACAGCAACUGGGACAUGUGGCUUUCUGGUUCCUCUUAGAGGCAGGUUCUCCCUCUGUUUUUUCCCCUCCCUUCUUUGGCAUAUAAUGAUUCUCAAAGGAACAACAUGAAAAGGCGAUGUUCAAUCAAAGCUCAGAAAUUUUCUUUUUUCAACUGGAAGGCGCUUUGAUUAGUGACUUUUACUACAACUUUGUGUGAGAUGGUAUCAGAUGUUAUAGUUGUUGAACAACUAAAAUGAUUUGCUUGUAGUGAACUGUUUGAAAAGCCAUGGACAAGGUUAUAGUGAUAUGCCCUGGAAAGAUUUAGUGCAGACAACUGUCACAGCUGUGACCUGCAAAUGCAGACGCUUUGAACUUUGGCUCCAUUGUCAGACUAUCUAUUCUGAUCUUUUCUGCAAUGUGCUCUAACAUCAAAAAUGUACAUUUAGUGAAUGCAGAACAAAUGAAGGGAAAAGUGCCUUGAAAAUUACCUCACUGUGGGCUGUAAGCAGUGACAAAUCUCUGCCCAGCUAUCAUACCAGAUAAAGUCCCAUUCAUCCCCGGGAAGGCCUUCCCAGGAAAAUCUUUUUUUCUGGGUUGAUGUGGUUUUCUGGCAUGGCACAUGUGCUCUUCUAGGAACUUUCUUGCUUUUGGCUUGGGUGCUACAAAGUUCACAGCAAGCCAUUUCAAUCAUGUAUCCAUUGGUGGAAAGACAGGAAAUACUGGUAAAAAACAAGCAAAGACGUGAUUUGCAGAGUUCGUCGGUGUUUUUCUGAAUUCCAUUUUACCAUUUUCUGUACUGCCAAGUUGAAUCCUAUGAGCCGAUGCUGAGAAGUUAGAAGCAGCGAAUAAAGGGGCUCAGGCCCCUGUCAAUGUUACCAUGGUUUCUGGUGUUUGCCAGCAGCAACAGCCAUAACUGCAGCUCCUCUCACCUGCCACCACUGGAGAUGGCCUUUGGUCUCAGGGAAUAUGACCACGGAUGACCGCAACCACCCCGCCUACAGCCAACAGCCCUCCUAUCGUGGCAAUCAAGGCAAUCCACUUCGUCUCCUUGCAUGACGACUUCAGUUCCCAGCACUGGGAGAGCCAUGUAUAUCCAUUACACACCUCUAUCCUUUUCCGAUGGAAGUGAUUGAGAAACUUUUAAAGUGAUUUUUGCUUUGAAAGGUAUUGUGUAAAACUUCACAUGGAUGUAUAGCAAUAAUUAUAGGAGACAAACAAUUCCAAAACUGUUCUUUUAGGCUUCAAAACACACGUAUUUCUUCCUCUGUGAGUAUGCUCAGAUCAUUUAAGGUAGCGUAGGCCCUUAAUUGGGUGUAACCUAAUGACAACCAAUUGGGACAAUUUUAUCUAUAGAUCUGUGUGACAUGAUAUCCAUUCAAAACGUUCAAUAAAACGUUUUAUA